GAGGAGGAGAGGGUAGAGACCAGGGAAGGGAGCCAAGAGCUUCUGGAGGGACAGGAGAGCCAGCCAGAAAGUGAGCGAAAGGCAAAAUGGAGAGAGAGCAUGCCGGAGGGAGAGAGAUGGACGGAUGAGGAGGUGGAGGGAGGCCAAGAUGAGGAAAGGGAUGGUUCACUUGCAGAUGAUGAAGAUGAGGAGGAAUGCCCAGUGAAUUGGAUGCCAGAGAAGGCUACGCAGGUCUUCACUCCGACAGUGAUAGUGCGUCCAUCUAGCAAACGGGAGGAGUUCCCGCUCGAAAAUAGCCAGUAUGAGGAGAUGGACACUGAGAAGAGUUCUUUCUUAGAGCCCCAGCCACAUACAGCCCCACCAGUAUACUACUACCCACAAUGGACAGAGGAGCCGGACAACUACACACAUAUGUGUGGUUGCGGUGAUGUUCUGAAACUUGGCCUGGGCAUUGGUGCUGCAGCUAUUAUAUUCCCUCUACUUGUGUGGGGCGGCUAUGCCCUCUUGCCCUUUGAUGCCCCGCCACUGGACAGCGCCCCUCUCAGGCUGGUGUACACACUACGCUGCUCCUUCUUUGCUGUCAUACCCAUCAUGCUAGGUGUGCUGGUGCAGGGGGUGGCGCGGCUGCACUAUGGCGCCCUAAAGCCCCUUUACGAGGGCAAGGUGGGGGAGGAGAGCCGGGAGGUGGCGGUGCACCGGCAUUAUGUGGGCGACUCGCUCUCCCUCUUCCUGCUCUACUUCCUGCAGCUGGCCGUCAUGGCGACCUACAUCAGCCAGGACCUGCUCAAGAUGGUGCCCCUGCUCACCAUCGUCUUUGCAUUCGGCAGGCUGAUCUACUGGGUGUGUGUGUCCCUAGGCAGCAGUGUGAGGGGGUUGGGCUUCGGCCUCUCCUUCCUGCCCAUACUGGCCAUGCUGGGUGCCAACCUCUACUUUGUGUGCUCAUCACUCAGUGAAGGGGCUGUCUUUGAUGUGGCCCCGCCCACCACCGCCCCACCUCCCAGGCAGAGUUGGUGGGGCUAAUGAGGAAGAGGAGUAGAUAUGCCCAAUCCUGAAGCCUAACUGGACCCCCAGUCCCUAGACACUUGUGUAGAUCUGAAAAGAUUAGAUAUGAUAGGGAUACAUUUCAUGGGAAUAUGUCCACUUUGCCUUCUGAUAGAUCAGGGGCAUGCUCAGUAGGCAAACAUUGUGCAACCUUGCAGAUAGAAAUGUAUUCCUUACUCUACAUGUCAGAGAUGCAAGUGUGUUCUCCACAAUAUAACACACAUUCCCCAAUGUUUUUCCCUACUGAAGAGUUGGUUUGAAAUAUUGUUGGUACCCAUUCAGCUCUACACAACUGUCAUGGUGUUGAUUUGGAAGGAGAGAGGGAAAAAUAAUCAAGUUAAUCAGCUUGGAUUUCACCUCCAUCUGAAACAUAUUGGAUUGCAUUUGCAGUGGUUUAUAGCAAAAUGGACAAUGCAACAGUUAGCUACCCCAUUGAAGUUACGUGUAAUUAAAGUAAAAAUGUAUGCACGCAUGACUGUAAGUCGCUUUGGAUAAAAGCGUCUGCUAAAUGGCAUAUUAUUAUUAUUAUUAUUAUUAUUAUUAAAGGAUUGUGUGCUAUGAAGUGUCUUAUGCCAUACAUAAGCCAAAGAGGAAAGGACCAUCCAUAAAAGAAGACAUGUAAGUCCUGGGUCAUGUUCAUUAGGCACACAACGGAAAAUGUUUAACAUUCUUAUUGGACAAGUCCAGAUAGUUUGUCCAUUUUCCUCCGUUUGUUGCCUAAAACAACUUUGUGCAGUAUAUCCUUGGUGUUUUAUUCCUACCUCUUGGCUUUGGUGAAGGCAGGUCCAGGGCCUCACUGGAAGGUUUCGGAAUGCACUAUGACAUGACUAGUCAGCACUAGACGGUACAUCCUGAAGGGGGGAGGGGGAGGGCGCCUUUCCCCAAAUUAUUUACAAUUAUGAAGAACUGAGUGCCAACUUUUCUGAAGUAUAAACCUAAUGCAGAGUUUAUACCUUUUUUUGAAGGAAUAAAACAAAAUCAAUGCUGAUAAUUAUAUAUUUCCAACUGUGCAAUGUUUACUGCAUUUAUUUCAUUUCCACAUUAGUACAGCAUUUAAUACUCUCACAAUGGAUGGGAAUGAAGAGUAGGAUGUCAAUGAGCCAUUUAAUGCAUUGUUUUAUCGUGAUUUUUCUUUAAUGUCUACACGCAAUAAUGUUCCUUAUGUCUGUACAGUACCAUAACCAAUACACAUACAGUACAUUGUCCUGUUUGUAUAUGGCAGCCAGCUGAUAUAAUUGUUGUAUUCCUUUUGGACAUUCUUGUGUGUUUCAAUGUGGCUUAAUGGAAUGAUGUGAUGUUUCUCAUAAUAAAGCUAAUACUCCUGA
Molecule: messenger RNA, 2366 nt
Organism: Coregonus clupeaformis (lake whitefish)
Lineage: Eukaryota; Metazoa; Chordata; Actinopteri; Salmoniformes; Salmonidae
Gene: tmem79a
Product: transmembrane protein 79a
Exons: 4
Coding region: 100-1020 (306 amino acids)
Biological process (GO): regulated exocytosis
Cellular component (GO): trans-Golgi network membrane; lysosomal membrane
Source: RefSeq, a predicted model, not a curated record